AUGUCAGAUGGAAUAACCUCCGAGUUUGCCAUCGAAAUAGCCAAGCAGUGUGCAGAAAUCCGUGAUUUGUAUGAAAUUGAAGAGUGUGUAAGGCAGCCAAACGAACAGAAUCUCAUUGAAUUUCUUUAUGAUCUCAGUGCAUUUCUUCUCGAACUUGGUAUCGAUUUAGAAAGAUAUUUGAAAAAUAUUAUACCGAUUUCAGAAUGUCCGCACGAAGAAUUGACCUGCGGAGAGAUCACUUCUCGUAUCGACUCUCCGGCUGCCAAAAAUCUUCUUUCGAAGUUUCUUGAUUCGGAAUUGAAGGCUGCUCGUCUGGUGACACUCCGAAAGAUUGAAUCCGGAGAGAUUGUGAGUUUCAAACAAACUCAAUUUAUAAUAAGCUAUUCAUUCAAGAUUUCCGAAAGACGUGAUCUCGAAUUGACUCCCGUCAUCGAUUCCGCAUUGAAAACUCUUAAUGUGCUGAAACAAGCUGGAGUUUCGAACGAAUGGAAAUUAUUAGAAUCAUUGAGACAAAAAGCAGACGGCCGAGUACCACAAAGUCACAGAAAUCCUCUAUUCAAGGCCAGUCUCGACGGAAAAACACUGCCCGAAAUUGAGAAGCAAUGCGAAGCGUUCUCUCGAGAUUUCUGCAAUCGUCUCCUUCUUCUGAACAGCCGUCUCAAAGUGACCGUGGAAUCUUUCCUGUGGAACGAUCGUUUGAAGGCACACAAAGCUGACAUCCAGUCCAUUUUAGCAGCCCGUGUCGAAGAAAUCGGAAAGGUGCGUGCGAACAGUGGCGUGGCACAUCUUCUUUCCGCGAGCUCAUCUCUUCUUUACAUCCAGAAGGCAUCUGCGAUGGAAAGAAGGUAACUGAGUGGAAGGAACUGAACUUAAGUUUUCUGUUUGUUUAAGGAAUCGAACAAAGAGUAAACCACAUCCUCUCUCAGUUGGCGACGCUCCGAAAGACAGAGGAGGACGGACCGACGAGAUGGUCGGAAUUAAAAAGGAAACAUUCCGUCAGCAGAGCUAUGGUAUUUCACUAUCUCCCCUGUCUCGCAUUCCCUCGUGUUUUCAGACAGACAACCUCCAAACAAUCGACCAAGAAACACGGGCACUUUCGAGCGACCGAAAACGCACGAAGAGCAGGUUUAACAGUCACCGAGGAAUCGUAUAAUGUUGUCAAUUUAUAGGUUCUCGAACAGCACACUUCGAAAGACAUGGAUCAAAACUGGCGUGGACGAGGUCGUGGAAGGGGCAGAAGAGGGCGGGGAGGACACCCGCAGUAGACCUGUUCUUUGUUUUUUCUCACUUUUCGGUUAUUGUACAAAAUGGGUUUUUAUAAAUUUGUUAUCUGUUGUUGUUUCUUCUCACUUUCAUUUUUUGCAGCGGUUUUCUUCUCCGUUCGUUAUAUCUUUGAUGUUUUUGAUUUGAAACGUUAUAAAUAGAAGUUGCAGGUUGCCGUAAGGCAUUGGGAGAAAUGAUCAGCUCGCCGGCUCGGAUGGCAUUCGUCACAAUCGGGAGAGCGGGCACUCGGGUGCUUCUGAACGGUGGCCUCGCGCAUUCUCGAUGCUCGACAACGGCCGCCUUCAAGCACCUGGAUAAGCUGAUCAUUGAGACACCCGACGAUGCGAUGGAGAUCGCGAGUCGACUGACAGUAACCGAGCAGCACAUGCUCCAAGCUGCGCUGAACAACUGUCUAUCGAAAAAGGAGAAAGGGAAAGUGGAAGAGCUGACUCCGGAGCAAGUCAAGGGAGUUUUCCUUGUCAACUCGAUACCUUUCAUUGGAUUCGGAGUCCUUGACAAUAUGAUCAUGAUCCUCGCUGGCGAGUACAUUGAUCAACAACUCGGAACCGUUCUGGCAAUCUCGACGAUGGCGGCCGCUGCUCUCGGCAACCUCAUAUCGGACAUUGCUGGCGUCGGACUGGCUCAUUAUGUGGAAGUGGCCGUGCAACGCGUCGGAAUCAAGCAUCCCGUUCUCACAUCCGAACAGUUAGAGAGUGGAAAAGUGAACAAAGCUAACUGGAAGCUGUAAUGCAAUGUGAACAAUUCAGGCAAGAUUCACGACAAACGCAGCACGGGCGGCCGGACUGACCAUCGGAUGUCUCAUCGGAAUGUUCCCGUUGCUUUUCUUCGGCGACGACGAGGACGAGAAGAAGAAGAAAGAGAAAACGAUACAGUAG
This is a messenger RNA of Caenorhabditis sp. 36 PRJEB53466, 2159 nucleotides long. NCBI's taxonomy places the organism in Eukaryota, Metazoa, Nematoda, Chromadorea, Rhabditida, Rhabditidae. The record is from the annotation of a GenBank genome assembly.